CUGUCAGACUUCGAUUUUCGCUCAAACAAAGAACCACAGCGGCGGUGUACAUUUGAACUGCUCCGUCAUAAAAGGGAUACAGAUCUCGAAAACAAAAAGUCGAGCCCGCAGUUCUCCGGUGGCGGAAGUGACGCCAUAGGACCCAAGAUGUCGGCUCCGCUCGAGGUUGUGUUGAGCAGCGACGCGAGCUCUCAGCUUUGGAACGUGUCCGUGUUCGACGCGCACAGCGGCUCCAGCCUGCUCUCCUACCGGGGGGGCAACAGCUCGGCCCGCACGCUCUGCGUCCUCAACGGCCAGUACCUGCUGUCCGCGCAGCUGGCCAAGAACUUCAUCAACGUGUGGGAGAUCCACAGGAAGGAGCAGCUCCAGCAGAAGAUCGUUUGUCCGGGUGCGGUCACGUGCAUCAGCGCCUCCACCGACGGAAUCUUCUUGGCGGCCGGUGUGGCCGAAGCCGUUUAUUUGUGGGAGGUGUCCACAGGCAAGCUGCUGUCCGUGGUCACUCGCCACUACCAGGACGUCACCUGCGUCAAGUUCACUGAUGAUGGUAGCCAUUUUGUUUCUGGGGGGAAAGACAGUGUGGUUCUGGUGUGGAGUCUCAGCAGUGUGAUCCAAGUGGAGUUAAGCCACACCCCCGAGCCUCGCCACAUCCUGUCCCGUCACUCUCUGCCAAUCACAGACCUCCACUGUGGCAUGAUGGGAGUGCAGGCCCGUGUCGCCACCGCGUCCUUGGACCAAACUGUGAAGCUGUGGGAGGUAUCUUCGGGUGAGCUUCUCCUCUCGGUCCUCUUUGAUGUGGAGAUAAUGGCUGUGACCCUUGACCCCUGUGAGUACUUCCUGUUCUGUGGCGGAAGCGACGGGAACAUCUUCCAGGUUUCUCUGAGCACUCAGGGCGCGUCGGCCGACAAAUCGUUCCCGUGCGACGGCGCUGACGGGAAGCAGAUGUUUAAAGGUCACAGGAAGAUGGUCACCUGCCUGUCGGUUUCCACGGACGGGACGCUUCUGGUGUCGGGAUCGCACGACGAGUCGGUGCGACUUUGGGACAUUCAAAGCAAGCAAUGCGUCCGUUGCUUUGCCCACAAAGGCCCGGUGACAAACGCCACGAUCACCGUGGCUCCGGCCAAUAUGUUCCUGCCCGACUCACGCCCCUCUGUCCACCUGCCGCGUUUCAGCCGCCACCAGUUGGAGGGCGACGGCGGCCAGUCGGGCGAAGUGUGCGUCCGCCUCGGACUCCACGCUCAGGAAGAGGAGCCGGCCUAUCUGCAGAAAGCCGAGAGGCUCAAUUCCUUAAUGAACACCGUCACGGACAAGUGGCUUUUCGGAGAUGGCGAGAACACCAAAGUGCGCGUGGUAGAGUUGGAAGAGGAAGUUCAAACGCUGAAGAAGGUCAACAAAGAUUUGUACGACUUCUCCAGUCAGCUGCUGACAAAACCCACGUGAAGACUUUAGUAACGAUGACAAUUAGUGCUUUCUUUUGUGACGACAACAUUCUAGUUUUUGGUUGUUUUUUUGCCUCUCGCUUCCUGUCCACCUUGCAUCAAGUCGUGAUUCCCAGAAAUAAAACAGACAUGCGUUGGUUGGGGUUAAGUAGCAUCUUGAUCACGUCUAUCAGGGUUAGCCUUGCCUAAAGUAUGAACCCUAACCUAAUCUAGCAACCUUUUUGAAAGGGAGCGCUAUUUCUUGGGUAGCCAUUAAUGCCAAGGGUUACCAGUUUGAUGCACACUUGUGAAUGAUUAUGCUUUUAUUAAAACAGAAUGAAGACACUGA
Messenger RNA from Phyllopteryx taeniolatus (common seadragon), 1764 nucleotides. RefSeq names its product WD repeat domain 18 (gene wdr18). NCBI's taxonomy places the organism in Eukaryota, Metazoa, Chordata, Actinopteri, Syngnathiformes, Syngnathidae. The transcript is spliced from 10 exons. Gene Ontology annotation, biological process: DNA-templated DNA replication; rRNA processing. Gene Ontology annotation, cellular component: nuclear pre-replicative complex. Bases 148 to 1437 code for a protein of 429 amino acids. Gene Ontology annotation, molecular function: protein binding. The record is from RefSeq and is a predicted model, not a curated record.